AUGCUGCAACCAAAGCAACUAUCAGAUCGGCACAAAGAUGCUGCCGACCUAACGAACAACAACAAGAAGACGAACAUAAAGAGCACCUCUUCGAGUAGUGGUGGUGCUGGUGGUGAUGACCACUUGAAAAAUGGUGCCCUUGUAAAUGAAUCUAAACAACCAUUCUAUUUAGCACCAGCAUUAUCAUCGUCGGGAUAUUCCUCAAAAUUUAAAUGUGGUGUUUUAAAGGCUUCUCGUUUAGUGUCGGAUGAAGAUGAUCAAGAUGAUCAGCAAGCAUCAGCAACAUCGGAUUUAUAUGCCACGUAUUACAACUCAGCAUUAUUGAGUGGUGAUCAAAUUGUUACAAAAAAAGAUAUUACAAAAACUAUUAUACUUGCAUUGGGAAGAAAUGAAACGUCUUGUCUUGGGUUUCCAUCGCAAAACGUUCAUGCAAUUUCAUAUCCAAAAUAUUUAAAUCCAAUUCUGAGAUCGUGUGGUGUCAAGGAGGGCUAUGAACGUGUGGAAUCAAUUCACACACUAAGCAAUGACGAGAGAGGAUAUACUGUCUUUUUGACGAAUUUUCGAAAACACUUUUAUGUGUGUGGAGGAGAAAUGAAACCAAAGAAGAAACCCAAGAAAAAGUCAGAUAAGAAGAAACAGCAGCCACAAGACGAAUUAUUUCCACCGCUCUCGAAUCCAACUGCAGUUCCAUUCCAUUGGAAGGAUGACGACGAUUUCAUUGAACAAGUGGCUCUAGGAAAUCAACACUUCUUUGUGUUGACUAAAAAGAAGAAACUGUAUGGACUUGGAUCGAAUAAGCAUUUUGAGCUUGGACUUCCAAAAAAGAAAUUCACAGAGCAAUUGAUAAGGGUGAGUGUGAACAAUGGAGAUAUUGUGGAGAGUGUAGUGUGUGGAGUGAAUUGCUCAUUUUUCAUUACAAAUCUUGGAAAGGUUUUUUGCUGUGGUGACAAUGGAUAUGGAAAGCUUGGAGUCUAUAAGGAUGAAGUUUCUGUUCCUUUGCAAUUGCCUCUCACUGGAGUUGAGAGUGUACAUUGCGGAGGUACACAUACUAUUUUCAAAAAGAAAGACGGUGCCCUCUACGCUGCAGGUAACAACUUACUUGGACAAUGUGGUCUUGGAAGUACAGAACUCAUACCAGGCCUCUCUCAAAUUCCACCUUUCACAGAUUGUGAAAUUAUUUCCAUCAAAUGUGGAGAAAAUUUUACCAUGUUUUUAACUCUCUCUGGACAAGUAUAUAUUUGUGGAUAUUUUGGAUUUUCGACAAGCUCUGCUGAGUUGAAUAGUGACGAAUUUUCAUACACUUCACCCACACGAAUUGGAUUUUUUGAUACACUGAAUACGUUUGUGACUUCCAUUGAGUGUGGAUCAGAUUUCGCAUAUUUUGUGACUCAUCGUGGCGAUAUUUACGGAGCUGGUUCAAAUUUCUAUGGGGUUUUAGGUGAUUUUUCAAACCCCCCUCGGAAUCGAAGAAAUUACGAGAGUGACAAUGACAGUCAUGCAAACCAUUCUUCAGAAGAGGAGGAAGACUCCUCAUUCUUUGACUCCAAUAAUGGCAAUUCUGAGAGUGUGCAAGUCAUCACCCGACUCGCUUGUUUUGAUAAAUACCGUUCCAUUGCCACAAAAGGUUGGAAAGCGUGCUCCUCUGCAUGGAGUGACAGUGCCUUCUUCAUUAGAGAAGUCAAUAAGGAAAUUGAAAGGUUUCUUACUGAAUUAAUGUCAAACACUCAAUUCUCUGACAUUACCUUAAUAACUACCCAUUAA
Messenger RNA from Naegleria fowleri, 1761 nucleotides. RefSeq lists its product as uncharacterized. Lineage: Eukaryota; Heterolobosea; Eutetramitea; Acrasida; Naegleriidae. The transcript is spliced from 2 exons. The record is from RefSeq and is a predicted model, not a curated record. The coding region runs from base 1 to 1761 and encodes 586 amino acids.